AUGCGUCCUCUCAUCCUCUCUGGUCUCGCCCUCGCGCUACUAUCAGCACCAGCCUAUGCAGCCCCUCUUGCCAUCACGACUGUCAUCAGCAUCCCUCCCUUCAUUCCCUUGUACACUGUCCAGCUCAGCCUCCCCGAUGAGAUCCCCAACCCGCCGAUGCCCACCGAUGCCCCGCAGAAUAAGGCUGGCGCGAACAACCUGGGUCACUCGCUACUCGGCGCCCGCAACGUUGGCUUCCGCCAGGCCGACUACGGCAUCAAUCCCACCGCCGCCUUCGUCGCUCUCGCUCCUAAGGUACCCCAGGUCAAGCAGGCUGUUCCUUCCCCCACCAGCGCUGCCGCUGCCACCGCCAUUCGUUCCAGACGCGCCGAUACCGAUGUGGUCUACCACGAGGAACACUCGUCCAGCCAGCCGUACUCCGACAGCCCUCGAUACUCUGGCGAUCGUGACUACUCUGCCGAAAAGUACUACGCCGACAACGCUUCAUACUCCGGCGUCGAAGACUACUCGAAGGACGCUUCCUACUCCGGUGAGAAGUACUACUCGAAGGACGCUCCCUACACUGGCGACAAGUACUAUUCGAAGGACGCGCUCUACACCGGCGACAAGUACUACUCUAAGGACGCUCCUUACACCGGCGACAAGUACUACUCUAAGGACGCUCCCUACACCAGUGACACGUACUACUCGGAGGACGCUUCCUACUCCGGCAUCGAAGACUACUCGAAGGCCGCUCCCUACUCCGGCGUUGAGUACUACUCGAAGGACGCUACCUACUCCGGCGACAAGUACUACUCGGAUGGUGUUCCCUACUCCGGCGUCGAAUACUACUCGAAGGACGCUCCCUACACCGGCGUUGAAGACUACUCUGAGGCUGUUCCCUACUCUGACGUUGCACCCUACACUGGUGUUGCUCCCUACUCCCGCGAGAAGUACUACUCGAAGGAUGCCCCCUACUCUGGUGUUGAGUACUACUCGAAGAAUGUUCCAUACACUGGCGACAAGUACUACUCGAAGGAAGCUCCCUACACUGGCGACAAGUACUACUCGAAGGAAGCUCCCUACACUGGCGACAAGUACUACUCGAAGGAAGCUCCCUACACUGGCGACAAGUACUACUCGAAGGAAGCUCCCUACACUGGCGACAAGUACUACUCGAAGGAAGCUCCCUACACCGGCGCUGAGUACUACUCGAAGAAUGCUCCCUACACCGGCGUCGAAGGCUACUCUAAGGACGCUCCCUACACCGGCGACAAGUACUACUCUGACGGCGUUCCCUACACCGGCGACAAGUACUACUCUGAUGGCGUUCCAUACUCUGGCGAACAGUCCUUCUCUGGCGAUAAGUACUUCUCGAGGCCCGUCGAAUACACCAGCAACAAGUCUUACUCCGGCGACAAGUACUAUGUUCCGGAGCAGCGCUAUUCUGCUGGAGGGCAAUACUCCGAUGACGAGAUGUACUCGAAGACCAGCGCCUCCUACCAGCCUGAGUCCAAGUUCCCCUCUUCGUAUGCCACCUCUCCCGGUUCCUCCGCCCCCAACGGUGGCCAUGCCGCUUCAUACGUCACUGAGACCCACCAGAACCAGAGGCGCUCGAGCACCCCCGCCGUGGACCCCGUCGCAGCAUCGGACUCCACCGCUAAGGACGCGAGCUCCGGCGUAGGCAAGACCACGACGGCGGUCGCUGCCCCCUUCAUGCUCGCCGGGACCGGGUUCAAGGCGGCAGGCGCGUCGCGCUACACCCUUGGCUACUUCACACACGACUCGCUCGCCAGCGCGUUCAACAGCGACUCCUCCCGUUCCGCCGUCGCUCCUAACUUCACCAGCCAGCAGCGCACCACGAAGCGCACCACCGGGCUCGUCCGCCGCGCGCCGCACUCGCUCGAGCUCAGCACGGACGCGAUACUCCCGAGCCGCCUGCCCUCGGACCUCGACACCUCGGACCCGUACGCGCUGGAGGAGGAAGCCCGUCGCCGCCGCGUCGGGCUCGUCAACAUUGACAGCAACCGCCCGGGUAUCCAUCCCCCGGCGGAGCUUGACGCGACGGACCUGCCGACGGACGAGGCAGAGCAGGAGGCGGAGGACGCAGAGCUCGCUGGGGAGUACGCCGAGGAGGGUGACACGUCCGGAGCAGAGCAGAAGGUGGACCAGGCCGCCGCAGGGGCGAGCGACGUUGGAGCCGACCGGCUCGAGGGGCAGGGUGUUGGCACGGUGCCACAGGGAGAUGGGCAGGGGAGGAGCGCGAAAGGGAAGGGUCAGCUCGGCGGUCCUCAGACCGAGGCUUUGAGGCGGCCGGUGCAGCAGGCGCAGGGGCAUAUAGGGCAAGGACACGGAGGGCAGCACAUUCCGUCUGCGAACAUGCAGGGGCCGGUUCGUGCGUUCCGGCAGGUUCAUCGCCGCACGAUGUAA
Epithele typhae is the source of this 2409-nucleotide messenger RNA. RefSeq lists its product as uncharacterized. The transcript has a single exon. The record is from RefSeq and is a predicted model, not a curated record. NCBI's taxonomy places the organism in Eukaryota, Fungi, Basidiomycota, Agaricomycetes, Polyporales, Epitheliaceae. Bases 1 to 2409 code for a protein of 802 amino acids.